Neltuma alba is the source of this 639-nucleotide messenger RNA. RefSeq lists its product as uncharacterized. NCBI's taxonomy places the organism in Eukaryota, Viridiplantae, Streptophyta, Magnoliopsida, Fabales, Fabaceae. The record is from RefSeq and is a predicted model, not a curated record. The transcript has a single exon. The coding region runs from base 181 to 447 and encodes 88 amino acids.
AUCUUUACAUUUCCUUCAUAUAAGUAACGACCGUCUUCGCUCCAUUUGCUUCAUCAAAUCAAAAUCAUCGAUCGAAUUCAAAACAUAAAUCUCGUUGUUGCCCUUCUGUUCUUCACAGAGCCAACUUACUUUAUCGACUUUUGAGUGUAGUAGUUCUUAAGUCAUCCCGAGAUUUGCAAGAUGAGUUCAGCAAGCAGAGCUUGGACUGUGGCUGCUAGUGUCGGGGUUGUGGAGGCGUUGAAGGAUCAGGGCGUCUGCAGGUGGAACCACGCUUUGAGGUCAGCCCAGCAACGCAUGAAAACCCAUGUCAGAUCCUUGUCGCAGUCCAAGAAGCUUUCUUCUUCCUCUUCUGCUAUGGUUUCCGGCAGAUUAAAAGACGACAAGGCAAAUCAGUCAGAGGAGUCCCUAAGGAAAGUCAUGUACUUAAGCUGCUGGGGUCCCAAUUAGAGAAGAUAUUUUCGUAAAAGGAGUUGAAGUUUCGCCCCGAUUAAUGAAAACGGGACCUGAAAUUUCUUUUUGUGGAUCUUUAUCGGUUGAACUAACCUCUGUGAGAGUCUGAGAGAUUGAUGUAAAUACAAAUUUUGUUAUUUGGUGUAAAUAUAUAUUUUGUUGAAUGAGGGAUCGAUGCAGUUUUAAUCA